UCAUAAUUUGGAAAAAGGAUUAUCGUUAUCACCGUUAUCUACAGAAACAGAGCUGUUUUAUGGAGGAAAACUUGUGUUUCUUUAGUUUUAACGAAGGUUGCCGCUAUGAGACUUGCUAAUAAAGAUUGGAUCAUUAUCCAAAACAUGAACUGAUCAACGACAGAAGCACUGAACAAGCAACAUGUUGGAAGGAUUGGCAGCAUGGGUAUUAAAUACCUAUGUGGGAGAAUAUGUGGAGAAUUUAAACACGGACCAACUGUCUAUUGGAUUACUCAGUGGUGCUGUGGAGCUUGAGAAUCUCCCCCUGAGAAAAGACGCUCUGAAAAAUCUAGAUCUACCAAUAGAAGUCAAGGCUGGAUUUAUCGGCAAGAUCGUUUUGCAAAUCCCUGUCCGUCAUAUUAAGAGUGAGCCAUGCGUGAUCUCCAUUGAUAGCCUGUACCUUGUGGCCGGCCCAGCGGUCAAAGCGUCAUAUGAUGAAGAGAAGGAAAACCAGGCUAAGCAGCAGAGCACGAAACAACAACUUGAAGCUCUAGAGUCACAGUGGAAAGCUAAAUUUGAGAAAGCUGCACCGGAGAGCGGUUCAUCUUGGUACGCUUACUCCACGUCUCUGUUCUAUAACGUCUUGGAGAAUAUUCAGUUGAAGGUCAGAGAUGUGCAUAUCCGUUAUGAGGACACUACGACCAUCCCCAACGAAACCUUCGCAUUUGGAAUCACAAUCAAGAGUCUCUCAGCGCAGAGUACCGAUGAAAGCUGGCAAGCUAAGAUUGUCCAGGGUGAAAAGGGAGCAACGAAAUUCAAACUUCUUCAACUGGAGAACUUUGCCAUGUACUGGGACACCAAUAUACAGCUUUAUGGUGACAUGAACAUUAAAGACCUCAAGGACGCUCUACAGAAGAGAGAAUUUUCGGCUGACACAACCACAACAAAGCAACACGACUAUCUCGUCGAGCCAGUAAGUGCGGAAGCCAAGCUCAGACGUAACGGGAGUCCCUUACCGCUUAGAUCUCGUAGUACGCCACGUUUCAUCUGCGACGUUAAUCUGCAGAAGAUACCUCUGUCCCUAUCGGAGGAGCAGUACCAUGGGACGAUCGCUCUGGCUCGGGAGUUUGAACGAAGCGGGAGAGCUCGGUUGUGUCGCCGGUGGAAGCCGGCGGUACCUGUACAGGGGCAUUGCAGUGAAUGGUGGAACUUUGCAAUAACAUCCACACUACACGGUAUACGAGAAAGGAAUAAACGAAGAUCACCUCAAUUUAUCUCACAACGAAUUCAAAAGAAUCAACGAUACAUCGGAGCAUACACAACAAUUCUUGAAGGAUCGACGCCAGACUCCGAAUCUAAGGCUUGUAUGGACGAGAUGGAGAAAGAUCUCGAGUUUGACGAGCUGAGACUUCUCAGGGAACUUACGUUCAGACAACUUGAGAAAAGAAUCUCAGCUGGUGAGGUGAUUUUCAAGAAGCCAGAGCAGGACCCUUCCCAGCAAGAAGGCUUAAUGCAGCGAUGGGUUUGGGGAUGGGGAGGGUGGUACUCUGGUGGAACAGCCGGGACUGACCAAUCAGAUGGGACCGCUUCAACUGGAACAGGAACGGCCACAAGAUCUGUGUCACCACCUCCUAUAGAUGAACAAGAGCUGAUGGACGUCAUCGGUGACCCCAUGGCCGACAGCACCCUCCUCAAACGAGACCAAGUCUUCGCCCUCCUCAAUUUCAAUCUCAAAGGCGGGUCCUUUAAGCUCUGCAGUAGCUCCAAUAGCCCCACCCACAUCACUCCGUCCCCGUCUCCGCCCAAAAGGCCAGCCGAUAACGGAGCCGCGAUCAUCGAGCUGGAAUUCGCCGGAGUGAAGAUGAGUUUGGAGUCACGACUGCGGACGAGCUCGAUGUUGUUCAAAGCUAAGCUGGGGUCGUUGUACGUUCGUGAUGUCAUGACUAAGGGCUCUCUGUUUCCUGUGCUUGUAUCACCACAACAGAAACGGGAUGACUUGUCUAGCACCCAGUCUCGUCAACACUUUGGCAUACUAUCUAAGACCAGUGUCUCGUACAUGGCGCAGAGCGCUGCCUAUCAGAGGCAAUCAUCUGAAGAGACGAUCUUUGAGAUGAGUUAUGAAUCAAAUCCACCCAACGCAAAUGCAGACUGCAGAUUGGAGAUCAUCACUCGCCCCUUAGACAUGGUCUACAACCCGUCAGCGAUGCAACGAAUUUCAGACUUCUUCAACUCACCCGCGGCUAAGUCUAAAGGUCUAGCAUCCCGUCCAUCAGAGCUCCAGCUAACCCGACUUGCAAGGUUAAGAUACGAAGAGCUGAAGAACCAGACUAAACAGGAGUUGAGGCAUACUCUGGACACUCUACUGGAAGGAGAACAGCAGAGUCAAGUGAGUCGCUGGGACAUCCAUCUGGAUAUUUCAGCUCCUCAGAUUAUUAUUCCAGACAGCUUCCACUCCAAGGACGCCACCCUGGUCGUGUUAGAUUUUGGCCAUCUUCAGCUUGCCAGUGCCACAGCGAAGGGAAACUACGCCAAGGUCAAGAAAGCUCAAGACGAUUCGCUGAUUGAUGACGGUGAUCUAGAUGAUGACUUUCUAACCCCACUAUCCACUCCGCCUAACGAACCCUCGGGGUCCGUUCACCAGACUGGUAGUACAUCAUCAUUUGAUGAGCUUCAGUCUGGUCUACAGUCUGUUGAUUUCGGGAGUGCAGUUACGGAGGGUACAAUGAGAGAUCGAAUGUAUGACAGGUACAACCUGAACAUGUCCGAUCUUCAAGUUCUCGUCGGCAAGGCAACGGAUAACUGGCGCUCCGCCCACACCAAGGGUUCCAGCCACAUGCAAGUCAUUGAGAAGUUCACAAUAUCAGUGAAAGUCGAACGACGUCUGAUGUUUACCACUGACCCCCAAUGGCCCAGCGCUAUGAUAUCGGGGAACCUGCCAAGCUUGGCUAUACAUAUCAACGAACAGAAGAUCCAGGCUUUGAACAUCUGCCUGAAGCUCAUGACGGGACCAAGCGAGGGCGCUUCGUCACCAGCCGCACCAGGAGCCCCUGUGACCUAUGACCUCACUGAUGUAAAUCGUACACACACUACAAGUUUAUCUGAGAUGGAGGCAACAUUCACACAGCGAACCCAAGCUCUUCUUGAAGAAUCCAAACUACUGGAGAUGCAAUUCUCCGUGGAUCAGUUGUCACUCAGUGUUGAGAGUAGAGGUCGUUGUAUCGCAGAAUGCCAGGUUUACGGCGUCAAGGCAAACCUUGGUAAGCAACCAUACAACACAUCAAUCUCGUUAACCGUUCAUGGACUCUUACUCAUCGACGCACUCCAGCAGUUUGGACCUGAGUUUGAGCUACUCUUAGCAUCACAUCGUGACCUCAGUUUACAUUUACCAAGUGGCAGUAUAGUGGACAGUGAACGCACCACACCAAGGUCUCUCCAAUCACCCACCUCUCCUCAGAGUCCAGCCUCUCCUGCAGAGAGAAUGAUGGAUUCUUCCAGUCCAUCAGUACUUGCAUCUGCCUUGUCAGCUAUUGGAGGUUCCAUUUCAGGGACUUCAAUUGAUAAGACCUCAGGUAGCUCUAAGCUUCAGGAGCAGCUAGUGGCAGACAGUAAGAGACACACCGAGACAGACACGGUGGGGGAUGAGGUGACAGAAGCCCUCAUAACGGUACAGGUUGAACUCAUUAGUCCCGACUGUCCGUCAAACUCUAAUAGCAGCCGAGAAGCUCUUCAGAUUGCAUCCGUACAGUUCAACAACUUGGAUGUUAUAGCGAACCAAGAAACUAUCGUUGAGCUUCUCUCAUUCUUCCAUCGAGCCUUCCCUGAAGAUACGAAGGAACCGACGUCGCAAACAACGAUGCAAGGAGACAUCUCUACAUUUGAGCUUGAGAGCAUAUCCAGCACCAAGACGGAAGUCACUGCAGACUUUCAUCGUCUCAAUGUGGUCUUAGUGCGGGGUGAAACGGAUCAAAACAAGCAUGUGAUUGGACGGAAGGUUGCCACGGCGACAGUCACUGCGGCUCAUGUUUGGGCGACGCUAGGUGGAGAUUUUCAUCUGGAGGGUUCCCUCGGAGGUCUACAGCUCCUAGAUGUAACUCCAGAGGGCAGCAGACAUAAGAAGGUCUUCAGUGUCGGUAGAGACCCCCAAGCCACUGAUGAUUUAUCAACCAGCGCUUUGGUACCUCCUAUGUCAUCGGAAAUUGGUGAUCUGUACCGCACAGCGAUGGAAAGAACUUGCGUGGAUGACUUUGGUUUAGAAGAAUCUAAAGCUUUCUCGUUCACGUUGAAGAAAACAGAAGGUGUGUGUAUGUCGCCGUUGGACUCUAGAACUCAAACACCAGGUUUUGAUGUCAGGAACGUGCAAACGAGUGACGGGUUUGACUUGACCCUUCACCUUGCGUCCCUUUGCUACACGCACGUUCCGCGUUUCCUUCACGACAUCACGCUCUGCGUGGAUGAAUUCCAAAGCUCAGCGGCCUCGCUCGCCGAUUCAAUCCAAAAAGCGGCCGCCGUGGUCGCGAUGGACUUUGUCCGACAGAAGUCCGACUUGGCAGCUUCAGUUGCGUCUCCGAUGAUGUACAGUACAAGGAUUGAGACCCCAGUCCGUGGGGGUGUAGAUGCUUCAGACGGCAGCGUUCUGGAGGAGAAACCGCCAGCGAUGGAUGUCAAGUUCAACAUGACGAUGGAAACGCCAAUCAUAAUCAUCCCAAGGUCCGCGCUUAGCUCCGAAGUCCUCGUUGCGCACCUCGGGAAAAUCUCCAUCACAAACACUGCUGUGAUUGGUGAGAAUACGAUCGGUAGUCCCGGAGAAAACCGCUCGUUCGUAGCGACUGACAACAGUGUCGUCAUGCCAGCAACGACUAAACUCUACUUAGGAAUGCGAGACAUCAAGGUGUCGUCCUUCAACCAUUUAGACUCCAAGUCGAGAGCGGGGAGCUUCGUAAGCACGGACAGUCGCGAUUCGUUGAACAGCGGGCCGAACUCAUACAAAGGAACUCCGAUCCUGCAUGAUACCUCGUUAGAGUUAACUAUUAAUCAGUUACCGGUGGAACCCCUAACGAUGCCGAGUGACUACAGCAUGGAUACUCUAGGGUCGGAUGAGAGUUUCUUACUACCCGAAGAGCCGUCACCGACAACCUUGGUUUCUGGGCGGGUGGUGUCUCCUUUGAAGGUGAUCCUCUCGAAGCAUGUCUACGAGCAGAUUCUCCAGACUAUGGAUAAUCUAACGUAUAAGGAGAACAAAGACGCCGAGUCUAAGAGAACUCCCAGCACGUCUGGCACCCCGACUGGAGGGCUGUUUAUGUGGCAGGUUGACCCAGCGGACACUAACCAACCCACCGACUCUGAUUUGAACAAAACCGACAAAUCCGACGUGGACAAUUUUGAGAAUGAAACGAAAGAGUCGCACACGAAGGUCAAAGUUGACUUUCACCUUCCCGAGUUCUCGGUGGAGAUGUGUGGUAACACGUGCGACGGGGACCAGGGACUGGUCAACCUAACGUUCCAGAACUUCAGCGUGGAGUUUGUGAAUACGACCCCGCAUACGUCGUCGAUCGACGUCACGUUGCAGUCUCUAAUCAUGGAGGACCUCCUACAACCUCCGUUCUCAAAACACCGAUACCUCAUGGUGUCGACCGGCGGACCCCCCAUCAUGACCCCCACACCCAAAAUGUUUCAUUCAAGUUCUUGCCCCUCGAUCAGCACGCUGAUGUCCCCUAUCCCAAUUCGACCGGGGUCGCUACCUUCCGCCUUAGACAGCCCCCCUGUACCCAAUUACUCUUCUUACCACACCCCUCGGUUCGGGCAGCCAGGGGCGAAGGGCGUACCCAUUGUCCCAUCUACGCCACCCCCUUCUCUGAAUGAGAGUCUGGAGAAUAUACCAGAGGGAGAUGUCUCGGACGCGUCGUCAGUCGGCAAGAAUACCCUCAUGAGAAUCAAGGUUAUGUUGGUGGACAGAGAAUGCCCGGAGUAUACUACAAAAUACAAAAGGGUGAACAGGUUUGUUGAUGUAACCUUCAACUCUCUGGACACCACGAUCAACCUUCAGACUUGGGUUGUUCUUCUAGACUUCCUUGGCAUCGGAGGACCGGCUCCGAAGAGCCGAGCGAGCCCAGAGGAGAAGGCUUUGUGGAGACUCAAGAAGAAGGCUGCUUCUAAAGCUGCAUCUUCAAGAACUGAUGCGGAGACACUCUCAGCAACUGCCGAGAUGAAGAUCCAAGAUGAAGUCAACACCGAGAUGGUGAUCCAAGUUGGCUCCCUGUCCCUCCUCCUCAACAAACCUGACUACGAGCUCGCCAAAGCCAACGUCUCAGAGGUCUCGGCUCAUCUCCUUCUCAUGGAUGGUAACAUUGACGUCAGCGGACGUCUUGGGAGUAUUUCUCUUCUAGACUUGACUCCUCACGGGAAGUUGUACCGGGAGAGGUUUAGCACGAAAGGGCAGGAAGCUCUGAGCUUCAGCAUCUUUAAAUAUGGUCAGCCAGACCCUAACCUUGAUCGUACUUUUGACUUGAGAAUUAAGCUCAGGAUGUCGUCAGUGCGCUAUAUUCACACAAACCGCUUCCAGAUGGAGACCAUCGCCUUCGCGCAGCACUUCAAUCAACUCCAGGAGGUGCUUGGAACAAUGAGGGCAGCAUCCGAUGGGGUUGAGGUUAAAGAGGAUCCUAAACGAGCGUCCCGCAUCUCCCUCGAUAUCGAAGCUGGCUCACCAGUCUGUAUCGCUCCAAUCAGCUCCAAAUCCAAAGAUGUCCUUGUAGUCAACCUGGGAAACCUAACUCUGAAGAAUGAAUUCUUGAUGGCUGGGUCUGAAGGGACGAUUGCCAGAUUACCUUCCAAAGUGGCGUCCGAUGAUGUGCAGUUCAGCAAGGAAUCAGUCAACCAUGUUUGUCUCUUGGACUGUAUGCAUCUGGAUCUGUCCGAUAUGGAUUUAUUCUCAGCAGAGAGAGUCGAACACGUUAACUUCAACGCUAGGGACGACACAGCUAUGAUCUUCCCUUCAUUCGUCAUCUGCCGCAAGGGUGGUCGUCUAUUGAAGAAUACCUGCAUGCUAAAACUCCAAGUGGACAGAAACCUGGAUGCGGAUAUCAGCAGAGCCGCACCUGAUUUUAGUGUAUCUGGAAUGCUAUCAUCCGUCCAUUGUUCCCUGGACGUUGCUCAGUACCAGUUGAUACGUGGCAUGCUGGAUCACAACCUGGGGGAGAAACUGGAAGAAUUCCAGUCGAUGCAGAGAACACAAAACCCAGUCAACCAGACGAUACUAAGUGGCCACGUGUGGACCUCCGUCUCGCUCCACGUCCAGCUUGUCAACGUAACUCUAGAGUUACUACUCUCCCACCAGCAAGGCAACACUCCCCAACACUCCCUCGGGAAGUUUGACUUCAUCGAAUCUCGCUUCUCAUUCGAGAGUUUCUCUGAUACGACCAAGACAAUCGAUCUGGUAUCCCAUGCCAUCCGAGCAUCAGACACAAGAUGGAAGGAUCAGGACACCAGCGGCAAACCCCCAAGCAAUGUAUUCUGGGAGGUUCUAACCCCAACACGUCACCAUAGCCGCAACCCCAACCCCUUACAGUUAGAGCUACACUACGCAUCUCAGCUUGACCACACGAGGGCGACAGUCUUACUGAAUAACAUGAGGGUAAUGUGCGUCAUGGACCUCUUACUAGCUGCCAAGGAUUUCCUGCUGGAGUACGAUGCCAAAUCUGUCCACUCAGCAGAUAGUACGGGCAAAGCACAUGGUGCGUCUUCCAACGGCUCCUCCAAUCAGUCAUCAGCACCAUCCUCUACGACGGCCUCUAGAGACAAACGAUCAGGAACACCGGUCAAUGUCGCUUCGGGAAUAUUCACCAAACGAGCUCAGGCAGCAGAAAAGAGUGAUAAUCCGCUGGAGAUUCGUCUGAACAUUACAGAGACUGAGUUUGUGUUGAUGGAGGAUACAGCGUGCAGUGACUCAAACUCUGUUAUCCUUAAGGCAACAUGUGCCGUACUGACCUACAAGAUGGAGAACAAGGAGAACCCAUUGUCUUGUAGUCUAGAAGGAUUGGAAGUCUUCUCUUGUUGCCUUAGCAACGAAGGUACAACAGCCUUAUCCAUCGUUGAUCCUGUUACAGUCAACGCUGAGCUUAAAGCUAAUCCCAUGAGUAUCUCAUCCCAGGGUCGGAUGAGCGGAUUAAUGGAUGUUAUGGAGGCACAUCGGACCUUAGAGGUUCACAUCCAGGCAUUGAACAUCCGCGUUUCGUAUCACGACGCUAGACUCUUCCUGGCCAUUAUGAACUCACUGCCAGCCCAGAUGCUUCAGACGGAGAACGAACAGAAAGAGGACCUGAGCACAAAGUCUCUUGCCUCAAGCACUUCUAAAUCUAAACAAGUGUCCAAGUUACAAGAGCUUGGCUUUACUCGUGAGGACUGUAAGAUUGCGCUGACGAGUAGCAAUGGGCAGCUGGACCAGGCAGCGACGUGGCUUCUGGAGAACGCUAAACCGAUGCAUAGUGCCCUCAUACCGAGACAUCAAGACGAUGAGGAGGACGGGGAAGGGGCGUUAGAGAUUGCCGGAGUUGAGGUUCGUGCUGGGUCCGUCAGUAUCUGUCUUAUUGACGAUUGCAAAGAUUCCGAUGUCCCACUCAUUGAGGUCAUGCUGCAAAACCUUCACGUCUUCCAGAAACUUCUGCCGAACAUCCAAGGAACGGCUUCAGGGACUCUGCUGGGCGAUUACUACAACAGGAGUCUGUCUGGCUGGGAGCCGUUCAUUGAACCUUGGAAAUUUAAUGUGGAGUGGAUCCAGCAAGACAAGACUGUUGAGUAUGCUGAGAAACUCUUUGUGCAGUGUAAAGUGAAUGAGCGGUUAGAUCUGAACCUGACUAGUGCUUUGAUAGAUCUCUACACUAACACCAAGAAGAACUGGACGGAGGAUUAUUACAACAAGACGGGAAAACAAGAAGGAUUUACCGUCCGACACAGGUCUCCGUUUGUUCCGUUUGCUCUGAAGAAUCUAAGCGGGUGUCGUCUUUGGUUCUCAACUCUUACCACAAACCCAAAUAGGGUUGCCAACAGUCCGACAGAGAAAUUAGCUUCCCCAUUGGUGUCCGUCGGAGGUUCAAGCUCAUGGACUGAGGUCGCCCCCGGUGAUGAAAUCGCCUUUGUAUUUGAAGAGAAGGGAAAACAACGCCACAGGAAUACUCACGAGUUACGAGUUCACCAGCUUCUUGUGAGAGUAGAGGGAUGGGAAAGAAUGUCGCCGGUCUCUGUCGACAAAGUUGGAACUUUCUUCCGUCUCGCCAAACCAGAACACACUCACAUGACUAGCAUCUUUACGAGUCAGCGGAUAGCGCGAGUUCUCUUCCAUGUAACACUAGAGGGCAGUGCUCGUAAGUUAGUAACUGUCCAAUCAGCAUUGACCGUGGUCAGUCACCUGAGCGUGCCGAUGGACAUCAAGUUGAUCAACCCAGCCACAACUGCUGAUGUUUCAGUCAACCUACCCCUCCUGUCAGCCAAUGCCAGCCAGCCCGUACCGUUAUCUCACACUGAUUGGUUGAUGUACAUGCGCCCUCAUGGUUGGGGGAUGGAGUUCUGUGAGAGACCAAUCCAUUGGCAGUCGGUCUACCUCCCUAAAGCUACGGAUACGCAGCCCAAGAAAUGCAGAUUUGGAAGUUCGGACGAUGACGGUAUUUUUAGAUUUUGCGCCUACAUUCGCCAUGAAGCCUUCCCUCAAGAUUCCAACGCCAAGCGGUCGCCAUCUUAUCUAGAAUUGUCCAGAAAGGCGGAAAGCGACGAGCAGGAACUAAAAGCUGGCCAUACCAUCACGUUGCUCCCACCGAUGGUACUGACUAAUCUACUUCCGUUCGAUCUCAAAUACAAAAUGCACAGGACUGGAGCUGUAGGUCACAUCAGACCCGGGAAGGAUCAACCAAUAUAUGAUGCUGAUCUGACUCAAUCCAAUGACAUCAGCUUCACGAUGGAAAACUUCCAAGAUUGUCACACGCCCUUAUCCCUCCCGCCCCGUCUCACCAAAGACGCCCACGGCUACAUCCUUCUAAGAGACAGUCAUCCUAAGAAGCGACGUCUCCUCCUUAAAGCCAGGGUGGAAUGUCGAGCUGGAAGAUGCCUCAAGAUUUUGAUUUGCGCUCGAUACUGGUUGAUCAACAAGUCGGGGUUGCCACUCAUAUUCAAACAGGAAGGAGCAGACUUUGAUGCCGCUGGGCAAUUUGAAGUCCACGAACAGGCUAGGAGUGUAGCCCCCUUGGUCUUCUCAUACGCUGACAGGGAAAAGGCUGAAAUGUGUACAAUGCGACUUGGGCGGGGAGUCAUAGGUUUGAAUGCAUUACCGCAUUACUGUCAACGGAUAUCACUAGAGGGAGGUUCAGGCGUCCGAUCGCUGCGAGUUUACCAACAAGGUGGACGACCUCAUAUGGUGUACCACAUCGGUAUUGACAUCCGACCCGGCCGAGGUCGUUACCAUGAUACCCAAGUUGUGACCUUUGUACCUCGAUUCCAGCUGGAGAAUCGGUCCAGCUGUAAGCUGGCAUUUGCACAACGUCAUCUCGUCCAAGGAAUUGGAUCGAGAAAUCCUAGUGAGCAUUUGUCGGUGAUGUCAGGCUCCAGCGUGAUCUUUCAUUGGCCGAGAGACGAUCUCGAUAAAUUGCUGUGUGCUCGUAUUGCGAGCGAUGAAAGCUGUAGGUGGUCUGGGGGAAUGCGUAUCGAUCAGCCAUACUCAUUUAACAUCAAUAUGAGGAGUGCGGGGAAUCUUUCAAACAUCAUGCAUGUCGGCGUCAGCCUGGUUGGAGCCACUUUCUUUGUUGUCUUCUCUGAUGCAACUCACAUGCCUCCACCUUACAGAAUAGACAACAUGUCUGAGGUGAACCUGAUCUAUUACCAGCAUAAAGUGGCAGAUAUCAACCUCAGAACAGUUAUCAGGCCCAAGGCUUCAGUUCCUUAUACAUGGGAUGAGUUGGUCUUACCUAGGGAGCUUUACUGUGAAGUGAAGGGAGGCUCAGGAGCUACUUUCAAGCUUGAUGUCCUCGGCGAUGGCGCCAUGUUGUAUUAUGAGAACUUCAUCUACCUCUGUAUGACUCAUACGUUUACUGGUUCAUCAUCAACGUUAUCGAGUAGUCUGACGUGCAGAAAAGAUGAUCACACGUCGUUGAACCUCGUCUUUGAUCUCGAUCCAAAAACCAAAGCUGUCAUCCUAAGGAAGAAGGAGCCUGGUAAGCGCAGUCAGCUCUGGUACGUGACCAAAAUGGGUACGCUGCAAAACCAAGCCCUCGUGCCACCGCGUGAUCCCAACAGAGCGCCCCCUAUUGUUCAGAAUCCUCUGGUCCUGGAUAUCGCCGAUCUCGCCGCACAUCCGAAUUCCUUCAUGCCGUUAGUGAUGAGGAAGUCUGACGAGCGAAGGAAAGGAACGCAGACGUGGUUUCCCCACGAGGGUCGUUUGCUUUGUCAUCUUGGUGGUCUUGCAGUGCAGGCCAAUGGUGGAAUCAUGGGUUUAAGAGAAGGUUGUGAGGUCGUACUCGGACCUGCCGAUGUGAAACCGGCGGACAGAGUACCGGUGGAACAAGCAAUCCACUCCCAGAAGAACCUACCGGGUAGUGGUAGUCUGAACACCAAGGUGCUGGCUGAUGGUCCAACUAGAGUCUUACAGGUUACUGAUACAUGGUCACAGCAAUUAACACCCACUGGAGGUGGGCGUGGCCUAAAGGAUGAAUGGGUCCAUGUUAAAGAUAGUAAAGAGGGCAAGUCUGGGAGGAAUGCCAGACCGGUGGUCAGAACCCCUGACACACAGGGUGACACACCCAAUAUCAAAGAAGUCGAUGUGAUUUUCUUUCUGAGUGAGGGAGUAGGUUUGUCUUUCGUCAACAGCGUUCCUGAAGAAGUGUUGUAUAUAUCUCUAUCUGGUUUUGAAGUACAGUACUUGGACACCAGACAAGAAAUGUCACUUAAAGUAGAAAUCAAGAAAAUUCAGGUUGAUAACCAGAUCAUUGGUGUCCAAAAGCCUGUCGUACUGUUUGUUACACCAUCAAAUUCAGAGGAGAAGCCAAGCAGCUCUAGUACCCCAGCUUUAUGCAUGGCUAUAACCAAGCUACCCUCAUCUCAUGAAAUGGUGGAUAUAUACAAGUUGUUUUUCGUCAACCUGUGCAAGAUGACGUUAAAUCUUGAGGAGUUGGUUCUGCUGAAGUUCCUUCAGUUUGCCGGCUUCGCUCAACUCGACAGCGAGAUUGAGAAGAUGGAUGAAAGUUACUACAACUCACUCAGACCUGUAUCAGUCGAACAGAAAGCCAAACGCUUCUUCUUCGAGACGCUCAAACUAAACGCAACCGAGUUCAAACUGAGCGUGCUCACAUCCUCCAAGCUACCACCUGACCUCAAAGCUCUGAAGACCCAGCAACGACUCUUCUUGAUUCAGUUUGAAGACGCCCCAGUCUCCCUCGAUCCUUUCACAAGACUCCACCCCUUUGAGACACAAGAGUUCUUAUUGGAUGCUGUCAUCAAGCAUUACACUGAGGAGUUGAAAAGCCAAGCUGUGAAGAUCUUGGGGUCUGUUGAUUUUCUUGGGAAUCCAAUCGGUUUGAUUCAAGAUCUACGAGACGGAUUAAAGGAGUUGAUCUUGGAGGGGAACGUAACGGGAAUGGUAAAGAAUGUGACUCAUGGAAUGUCCAAUACUGCAGCUAAGGUGACUGGUUCCUUAUCCAACACGCUUGGCACAGUGAUCAUGGAUAACCAGCAUGAAGAGAUAAGAAGUAGUAUCCGAGAGUCUCACGAUGGUAGUAGUAGCAGUCACCUUAAGGCUGGUCUCAAAGGGUUGACGUUCGGAGUGGUCGGAGGUCUGACGAGCAUCUUCACUCAGACGUACCAGGGAAUAAGUGAAGACGGAGUAGAGGGGCUUGUGAAGGGGUUUGGUAAAGGAGUUAUAGGCACGGUAGCCAAACCAGUCGUGGGUGUAAUGGACCUAGCGUCAGGCACCAUGGCCGCUAUCCGUAGCUCUACGGUCAGUGAGAGUCACCUGGUACCACAGAGAGUCCGUCUGACUCGUUGCUGUAUCAAUCCAGCUGGUAUGCUUCCCCGGUACUCACCGUACAAUGCUAGAGGGCAGGAGUAUAUACCCAAGCUGUCUGAGGCGUCAAAUAACAAAGAAAGAUUUUUCUCGAUGGAGACCCUCCGUUCUAGUCCGACUGAGGGCAUGGAGGCCUUGAUUACAAGUGAAUGUACGUACUUCUUACCUGUGAAUAACCCACUCUCCCCCGUCCUGCAAGUGAAUCAUUCUGAGCUUUUCCACGCAAGACACAUACAGCAUGGUGGGAAACAUUACACCGAGCUGACUAAGAUGGCUAACACAGAAGCAGGGGUUUCUGCAUCGCGCUACGACUCAAAAGAAAGACCAAAAGUUGGCUGUGAUAAUGAGAGAAUCGCCAAAAAGGUUUCUCAACAGAUCAACUACGCCAAGGGAUGCUAUGAGGAAUUAAAACAACAAGUUAUGAUGGAUACCUCAGAUAGCAUCCUAAGGUUGGAACUUGUGGCUGAAGAUGAUACAUGAAACAGCAGUCUGGCUCAAAAAGAAUGAGCAGUAAAAUAAAACAGCAGUAUGCGCAAGUGCUCAUGUCAACCAUACAUGAAACAGUGAGUGACUCCCUUAAAUAUAGGUAGAGACAUACAUUAAACAGCGGUAUGUAAACAUAGGAACUGUAAAUGAAACAGCAGUCUGCUCAUGUAUUCAUGUGAACUGACACAUGAAACAGCGAGUGACUCCCUGAAAUGUAAGUAGAGACAUACAUGAAACAGCGGUAAGUUUGGAAAAUUCCAGAAAAGUCCUUAAACCUUGGAGCUGUAAAUGAAACAGCAGUCUGCUCAAGUACUCAUGUCAACCAAUACAUCAAACAGCGAUGCCUCCUGAAAUGUAGAUAGAGACAGACAUACAUGAAACAGCAGUAUGCCCUUAAAAGUUCUUAAACCUAGGAGCUAGGUAUGAAACAGCAGUCUGCCCAAGUACUCAUUUCAACCAUGUCAACCAUUUGACCCCUUGCACGCGCGUCACACGCGGCGACUGAUGCCACGCUCACCAUGUUAGUGGGCAAGUUUAGCG
Molecule: messenger RNA, 14038 nt
Organism: Asterias rubens (European starfish)
Lineage: Eukaryota; Metazoa; Echinodermata; Asteroidea; Forcipulatida; Asteriidae
Product: vacuolar protein sorting-associated protein 13D-like
Exons: 73
Coding region: 182-13492 (4436 amino acids)
Biological process (GO): mitochondrion organization; protein retention in Golgi apparatus; protein targeting to vacuole
Cellular component (GO): extrinsic component of membrane
Molecular function (GO): protein binding
Source: RefSeq, a predicted model, not a curated record